This is a messenger RNA of Pan troglodytes (chimpanzee), 3076 nucleotides long. RefSeq names its product integrator complex subunit 9 (gene INTS9). Gene Ontology annotation, cellular component: integrator complex. The coding region runs from base 621 to 2591 and encodes 656 amino acids. The transcript is spliced from 19 exons. NCBI's taxonomy places the organism in Eukaryota, Metazoa, Chordata, Mammalia, Primates, Hominidae. Gene Ontology annotation, biological process: snRNA 3'-end processing. The record is from RefSeq and is a predicted model, not a curated record.
UGGCGGAGAUUGCACCGGAAGACGCUUCCUGGGUUUGAGGAGUUCAGUGACUGCUAUUGAACCACCAAAAGUCCAUUAUGAAACUGUGCUCUGUAGCAGUGUGUACAAAAAUGGAUACAUUUCCCCCAAGACAUCCUCCUAUUUGGAUAGUUCAGAAUAUCAACUACUGAUAUGGUUGGAUCUGUGUUCUCCACGCAAAUCUCAUCUUGUAGCUCCCAUAAUCCCCACGUGUUGUGGGAGGGAUUGGUGGGAGAUGGUUGAAUCAUGGGGGCGGGUCUUUCCUGAGCUGUUCUCAUGAUAGCGAAUGUGUCUCACAAGAUCUGAUGGUUUUAAAAAAAGGGAGUCUCCCUGCACAAGCUCUCUCUUUGCCUGCUGACAUCCAUGUAAGAUGUGACUUGCUCCUCCCUGCCUUAUGUAAUGAUUGUGAGACCUUCCCAGCCACGUGGAACUUCUCAUAACCCUCAGUAGAUGAUAUGCUGCUUGGUGACAGAGGAAGAAAACUGGAAUUGCACAAAGAGCAUCGCUGGAGGCCACAGGGUCUGGGCCCUUUGCAAGCGCCUCCUGUACAAGUGUGUGAACCUCAGGCAGCCACUCUGUGCUCCCGUGCACUCAGUUGACCCAUGUAUUGCCUGUCAGGGCACCCAACCUUACCAUGCAAUGUGCUCAAAUUCAAAUCAACCACCAUUAUGUUGGACUGCGGACUGGACAUGACUUCUACCCUCAAUUUCCUUCCUUUGCCACUUGUUCAAAGUCCCAGGCUGUCAAAUCUUCCCGGCUGGUCCCUGAAGGAUGGAAAUGCUUUCUUGGACAAGGAGCUAAAGGAGUGCUCGGGUCAUGUAUUUGUGGAUUCUGUGCCGGAAUUCUGUUUACCAGAGACGGAGCUAAUAGAUCUGUCUACAGUAGAUGUGAUUCUCAUCUCUAACUAUCACUGUAUGAUGGCGCUGCCAUACAUCACCGAGCACACCGGCUUCACAGGCACAGUGUAUGCCACGGAACCCACCGUCCAGAUCGGCAGGCUUCUCAUGGAAGAGCUGGUGAAUUUCAUUGAAAGAGUGCCAAAGGCUCAGUCUGCCUCCUUGUGGAAGAAUAAGGACAUUCAGAGGCUGUUACCUUCUCCUCUCAAGGAUGCAGUGGAAGUCUCAACCUGGAGAAGAUGCUAUACAAUGCAAGAGGUGAACUCUGCCCUUAGUAAAAUCCAGCUGGUGGGAUAUUCUCAGAAAAUUGAGCUUUUUGGUGCGGUCCAGGUGACUCCUCUGAGCUCUGGCUAUGCCCUUGGGAGCUCCAACUGGAUCAUCCAGUCUCAUUACGAGAAAGUGUCUUAUGUCUCUGGAUCCUCCUUGCUUACCACACACCCCCAGCCCAUGGACCAAGCUUCUCUCAAAAACAGCGAUGUUCUUGUUCUGACAGGGCUUACCCAGAUCCCUACUGCAAACCCAGAUGGAAUGGUGGGGGAGUUCUGCAGCAACCUAGCUCUGACAGUCCGGAAUGGAGGAAACGUGUUGGUUCCCUGCUACCCUUCUGGAGUGAUCUAUGACCUCCUGGAGUGCCUAUAUCAGUACAUCGACUCAGCCGGGCUCUCCAGCGUCCCCCUCUACUUCAUCUCCCCUGUGGCCAACAGUUCACUGGAGUUUUCCCAGAUCUUUGCUGAGUGGCUUUGUCACAACAAACAGAGUAAGGUGUAUCUUCCAGAACCACCUUUUCCUCAUGCAGAGCUCAUUCAGACCAAUAAGCUGAAGCACUACCCCAGCAUCCACGGAGACUUCAGCAACGACUUUAGACAGCCCUGUGUGGUGUUCACCGGGCACCCUUCCCUCCGCUUCGGGGACGUGGUCCACUUCAUGGAGCUCUGGGGAAAAUCUAGUCUCAAUACCGUCAUAUUCACGGAACCAGACUUCUCCUACCUGGAAGCCCUGGCUCCUUACCAGCCGCUGGCCAUGAAAUGCAUCUACUGCCCCAUCGACACCCGGCUGAACUUCAUCCAGGUGUCAAAGCUGCUUAAAGAAGUGCAGCCCCUGCACGUGGUGUGUCCUGAGCAGUACACUCAGCCGCCCCCAGCCCAGUCCCACAGGAUGGACCUCAUGAUCGACUGCCAGCCCCCCGCCAUGUCCUAUCGGCGGGCUGAGGUUCUCGCCCUGCCCUUCAAACGUCGGUACGAGAAGAUCGAGAUCAUGCCAGAGCUCGCAGAUUCACUGGUGCCCAUGGAGAUCAAGCCUGGCAUCUCCUUGGCAACUGUCUCGGCCGUGCUGCACACCAAAGAUAACAAGCACUUGCUUCAGCCCCCUCCUCGGCCCGCCCAGCCCACGAGCGGGAAGAAGAGAAAGCGGGUGAGCGAUGACGUACCAGACUGCAAAGUCCUGAAGCCUUUGUUGAGCGGUUCCAUCCCUGUGGAGCAGUUCGUGCAGACCCUGGAGAAGCAUGGCUUCAGUGAUAUUAAGGUGGAGGACACAGCCAAGGGCCAUAUCGUCCUGCUCCAGGAAGCUGAGACGCUCAUCCAGAUUGAAGAAGACUCGACCCAUAUCAUCUGCGACAAUGACGAGAUGCUCAGAGUGCGACUGCGGGACCUUGUCCUCAAAUUCUUACAGAAGUUCUGAGUGGGCCAUCUGAGCCACUUCCCUGAAAUCCUGCAGUCCCUCACUGGCUGCCCUCACAAGCCACCUGAGGAGUGGCAUGAGAGGCCAUUAACCGUGUCUUUGUGGUGUCCUCUGGCUUAAGGAGUGAAGAGGUGGCUCUUGAGGGAAAUGGUCUGGACUUAUUCCCAGCACUGUUUCAGGCAAGAACUUUCCCUUUCAACUUCAGGCUCAUUUUCUUCUCAACUCUGGCUCUCUCAAGGAGCUGGAGGGUGGCAGAAGUGGGACAGGAGAAGUUUUCCAAGAGGUUCAUGGGAGGCGGAGGUGACUGGCUGGCUGUCUUGCAUCAGUCCCAGGCCUCGGGCAGGGGAGCCGGCCUUUGGUUUCGUUUACUUGCCUACAGUGCUGUAUGCAAUAGCAUGAUCCCAAAAUAUGGUAAAGUGAACCCAUCUGUCUGCAUUUUCUACUCUGAGUCCAUUUGUUAAUAAAAACUUCUUAUUUUUAUAUAA